This is a messenger RNA of Microdochium trichocladiopsis, 1880 nucleotides long. RefSeq names its product S-adenosyl-L-methionine-dependent methyltransferase. The transcript is spliced from 4 exons. Gene Ontology annotation, biological process: methylation. Bases 200 to 1576 code for a protein of 458 amino acids. Lineage: Eukaryota; Fungi; Ascomycota; Sordariomycetes; Xylariales; Microdochiaceae. The record is from RefSeq and is a predicted model, not a curated record. Gene Ontology annotation, molecular function: nucleic acid binding. Gene Ontology annotation, cellular component: cytoplasm.
CACUCAUGCACCGAAAAGUUUCUAGAAGGUCAUCACACCACAACAAGGCCGGGAUUUCGACGCUCAUUGUGGCCUUUACGGCAUGUACCCGGUCUAGUUUGUCGAUUCCCUCUUUUUUGACCACAUUUUUCCUCUGAUUUCUCAACCUUUCCGAAGUCUUUGAGACCGAAAUACACCGUGAACCUGCAUCUGGUUUAAUAUGGAGUACCUGGUUCGCUUCUCACAAUGGCAUGAGACCUUCCGUCUCGCCGAGCUGCAAGCACUUGCCCAGGUCGCGGGCAUCGAGAUGCAGGUGCUGUCAUACAGUGAUGAGUCUCCCUUUUGCCUGGUCAAGCUGCCUUCAGAGGAUGCAGCUCGAACGAUACUGCAGAGAUCCAUUCUGGCGCAGAGCAUCCAUGAGCACUGGGGCACGGCGGACACUUAUGACGAGCUUCAUGCAAUUGUUAAGCGAGAGACCUCACACCUAUGGCCUCGGUACCACGACGUGUCUUUCAAGAUCAACAUUGACACCUUCUAUGGAGCCCGCAGCGCCAAGAAGAAGCUCGAGCUCAUCAACUCAUUCUCAUACUUGCCCCUAGAGGGACGGAUCCUUCUCAGUUCGCCGGACCAGGAAUUCACCAUCUUUGAGCAGUGGGAAUUCGGUGCGGUGCCAAAGAAUUUGCCCAACCCUAUCAAGGUCCAUUUCGGCAGGCUCAUAGGAACAGGUGUUCGAGAGCUGGUCCGCAAGUAUGACUUGAAGAAACGAGGCUAUAUCAGUACAACAUCUAUGGACUCGGAGCUCGCGCUCAUCACUGCCAAUAUCGCCUGUGCUGCCCCUGGUAAGCUGUUCUACGAUCCAUUCGUGGGAACCGGCAGCUUCCCAAUUGCAUGCGCCCAUUUUGGGGCGUUGGGAUUCGGGUCGGAUAUCGAUGGGCGCAGCGUCCGUGGAGAAGGUGGCAAUAAGAGUCUGAAAGGCAACUUCGCUCAGUACGGCCUGGAGAAUUGCCUUGGGGACGUCUUUGUUUGCGACUUGACAAACACGCCAGUGCGCAGAAUGCGAUUUCUCGACGGCAUUGUGUGCGAUCCUCCGUACGGGGUUCGCGAGGGCUUGAGAGUAUUGGGUUGCAGAGACCCGGAGAAAGACGCCUGGGUGGUGGAGAAGGGGAAGCAGUCAUACAAAUUGGCCAACUUUGUGCCACCGAAGAAGCCAUACAGCUUCGUGGCUAUGCUCGACGACAUUCUCAACUUUGCCACGGACACACUGGUAGACGGUGGCCGCCUAUCGUUCUGGAUGCCGACAGCCAACGAUGAAGAGCAAGACAUACCGGUGCCAACACACCCGAGUCUUGAGGUGGUUGUCGUCUGCGUCCAGGCAUUCAACAAGUGGUCUCGAAGGCUCAUCACAUACCGUCGCAUCCCUGAUGCCGAGGUCGACCAAGUCGCCCUUGCAGCGAGAACACAAGCGCUGGUAAAUGGAUACACUGCCGACGACCUCAACCCUUUUCGGCGCAACUACUUCCGCGGGUUCCGCCCAGAAGAGGGAGUCACUGCCGCCGGUGAGGUUACGAACACCAGCGCCCUGCCACGUACAGACUGAGGCAGAAAAAGUAUGUGUGGUCAUGACCAAACCAAAGGCGCCUGACUCGACAAAGAGCAGCUGGCAACGUAAGCAUGCAUCCAACACGGGCUGCAUAUCCGGCCGGCUAUCCAUGACGGCCUCUUAGUCCCAGGCAUCGUCAGAGUCGUCCUUUCGAUGCUGGUAGAGCACACUGCGUCAAUCGAAGUAAUACGUGGUGGUCUCUCCUCUAAGCGGGCCAGUAUAUGCACAAACCUCAAAACCCUGUGCUGUCUGACAGGAAUGCACUGCUUCGUAGAAGUUGGGUUGCGGGAAACUUUAUCGA